ACUAUCUAUCCGCCCGCUCUGAUUCAUACAACAUACGGUGCGAAUCAAGUCGUCAUGCGAAAGCUUCCCGUUUAUUAGGCUGUGGUUGGCCACGCGACGGGACGGGUAGCAGCCCUGCGAGUAACAAACACCUUUUUAGGAAGCACCUCUCCUCCCUGUGAUGGUAAGUAGAAAGGUGUGAUGAUUUUGAGCUAUCUGAGUGUUGCUAAACUGGUUUUGUCUGUUUCGUUUUCUUUCCCUUUGCUUCAUAAUGGAUAUCUAAAAGGACAGCUGGAACCAAUAAAUGAGGGUUUCCUUUCUAGGCUCUCCGAUUUGCUGCUGUGCAGGUGGACCUGUCGACAUUGCUGUCAAAAAUGUUACGAGUGUAGCUGCUGCCAGUCCAAUGAAGAUGAAGUUGAAAUCUUGGGACCUUUUCCUGCCCAGACACCACCCUGGCUGCUGAGCAACCGAAAUGGAGACAAGAAUGGGGACCCUGACAACGUGGCCAGCGAAGCCCCCCCGACCCCCCAAGACCCGUCCCCCGACCGGAGGCGAUCAUCUUCGGACACGUCCAAGUCCACGUACAGCUUCACCAGAAGGAUUUCAAGUUUAGAGACCAGAAGGCCCAGCUCUCCUCUGAUCGACAUUAAGCCCAUUGAGUUUGGUAUUAUUGGAGCCAAGAAAGAAAUCAUCCAACCCUCGGUGCUGAGAAAAACCUACACUCCGGAUGACUAUUUUCGAAAGUUUGAGCCCAGACUGUACUCACUUGAUUCUAACAGUGAGGACGUGGACUCCUUGACAGAUGAGGAAAUCCUGUCCAAGUACCAGUUGGGCAUGCUGCAUUUCAGCACCCAGUAUGACCUGCUGCACAAUUAUCUCAUCGUGAGAGUGAUCGAGGCCCGGGACCUGCCAGCCCCCAUCUCCUACGAUGGAUCCAGGCAAGACAUGGCCCAUUCCAAUCCCUACGUGAAGAUCUGUCUCCUGCCGGACCAGAAAAACUCCAAGCAGACAGGGGUCAAGCGCAAGACCCAGAACCCGGUGUUUGAGGAGAGGUAUACCUUUGAGAUCCCCUUUCUAGAAGCCCAGCGGAGGACUCUGCUCUUAACCAUGGUAGAUUUUGAUAAAUUCUCGCGGCACUGUGUCAUUGGAAAAGUUUCCAUGCCUUUGAGCGAAGUGGACCUGGUCAAGGGCGGCCAUUGGUGGAAAGCCCUCGUUCCCAGUUCCCAGAAUGAAGUGGAGCUGGGUGAACUAUUGCUCUCACUAAACUAUCUCCCAAGCGCCGGAAGACUGAACGUUGAUGUGAUUAGAGCCAAGCAGCUUCUUCAGACAGAUAUGAGUCAAGGUUCAGAUCCCUUUGUGAAGGUGCAGCUGGUCCAUGGACUCAAGCUAGCCAAGACCAAGAAGACAUCUUUCAUGAGAGGCACGAUAGACCCCUUCUACAACGAGUCCUUCAGCUUCAAGGUUCCCCAGGAAGAACUAGAAAAUGCCAGUUUAGUAUUCACAGUGUACGGCCACAAUGUGAAGAGCAGCAACGACUUUGUGGGGCGGAUCGUCAUCGGCCAGUACUCCUCCGGCUCCUCCGAGUCCAACCACUGGCGACGGAUGCUGAACGCCCACCGGACGGCGGUGGAGCAGUGGCACAGCCUGCGAUCCCGGGACGAGUGCGACCGCGUCUCCCCCGCCUCGCUCGAGGUGACGUGAGAGAGCCUUGGCUUGGAAGGAGAAGUGGAAAAAGGAAGAGAAAGCAAAAGGCGCACUCACACAUGCACAUUCUCUCACACACAACACACACACACACACACACCCCAUCACCGUGGUACGAAGAGCAAUGGACCCAUUUCAGUCUUCGCCUCGGUGCCUCAGAGAACAUUCCCCUAAUCCCACGGUCCCGCGUCACCUCUGCCAGGGCCCACUGGACCUCAGGAGCGGCCCGAGGAAGCAGCCAACCCGUUUGCCGUAACCGUGAUUUGUCUGGGUCUGCUCAGGGGAUACCAGACCUGCCGGAAACCUUUGGAACUGGCCAGAGCCCAGCAACCUCUGACCCCGAUUCUCUUCUUCCUCUUCCCCAAGGGGUAUGAGUGUCUGUGUGUGUUCUCUCGGGUGAAUGUGACGAAUUAGACUAGACUAUUUUUAAAAACCAACGUGUAAUCCUGUGGUAAAAUCCCUUUGGACUUAACUGCUCUGUCCUCGUGCUAGCUUCUGAAAUUAGCUCCCCAUGUGGGCGCGGGCCUGUGUCCUUGUACCUGUGUUUGCGUGUGUAUGCGAAUGUGUGUGUGGGCGCACAUGGAGAGAGCCGGGCCCGUGGGUGAACGGCCAGGGACAUAGAAAGACCCGGACAUGAGUUCACCCUGAAAAUAGAUCCGAUGUCCCGCCGGUUGAGAGACCCCUGCCACUUAAUAUUAAUGUGUCUGUGCGUGAAUAUCUAGAGUAGGAUAUAGCAAAAUAACCCAUCUUCAGUAGAGUCCCAGUGUAAACGAGAGAAGCCGUGCAAAUAAGCAUUCAGAGUCACUAAGGAGCCUGUGGGAGAGACGCCAUUGAUAACAAACCCCUUUCCCUCCCCACCAACUCCCACCCAGGUUUCCCCAGUUCCUAGGCAGGCCAUUGUGGGUCUCCGUGUGUCUUUGUGUGAACCGAGUUAGUUCUCCCUCUCCCCACCGCCCCCGCCCCGACUCCUUCAACAGAGAGUAAAUUGUAGAUAGAGUAGAACUGUCUAUUCUGUUGGAUUUCUGCUUCUGCGCAUCUUCAUGGCAUUCGGUGUGGUACAAUGGAGAGUGUCUAUUUAUUGAAAUUAAAAAUCUAUUUAUUUGUGCCACGCA
Messenger RNA from Tachyglossus aculeatus (Australian echidna), 2795 nucleotides. RefSeq names its product synaptotagmin 17 (gene SYT17). The transcript is spliced from 7 exons. Lineage: Eukaryota; Metazoa; Chordata; Mammalia; Monotremata; Tachyglossidae. Gene Ontology annotation, cellular component: membrane. Gene Ontology annotation, molecular function: calcium-dependent phospholipid binding; phosphatidylserine binding; syntaxin binding. The record is from RefSeq and is a predicted model, not a curated record. Gene Ontology annotation, biological process: regulation of dopamine secretion; regulation of calcium ion-dependent exocytosis; cellular response to calcium ion. Bases 181 to 1680 code for a protein of 499 amino acids.